AUGAUUAGAUAAUAUUUGUCAAAUAUAAACGAAAGUGGUACUAUUCCUAUUUUGCAAAAUUUUUUGAAACUAAACAAGUAGACGUAAUUGAAGAAAUUGCAUUGUAUGUGGUUGGAGCGAUACAGAGUCUCAACUCCUGGGUAGGCCUUUUACUCUGCAGGAUCAACAACCAUAACAAUCCUAGAAUCUUCCUGUAAAUCCAUGAUGUAUGCCCCUUAGACCCUUUUACUUAGGAUUCCGACAAGAGGAAUGUAUGAAGGGGAAAACCUUAUUGCAUUAGGAUUUUGCCAAAUUUCAAUACGGACCUUUGUGUUGACCUCCAUUCCCCAAGUUUGUUCGAUGAAUUUUUCUUAUUGAUUGAGGUGAUUAGACCUUUACAACUUAAAACUAGGGCAGGAUUCAUUUUUCAUGCUUCUGGCAACAGAUUUCGGAUAGUAGCAUAUCUAACAACACAUGAGGAACUUGGUCGCCUCUUCAUGUACAUUUAUAAAUCUGUUCAGCACCAAAGGCAAUUUGCAUAAACAGAUCUUGAUGGCUUGCCAAAUAAUUCAGAAAAACGUAGUUAUUGAAACUUCCGGUAUGCUUGUAUUUCUCCGCUCCACUGCUGAUAUCAAUGUACGUGAAGAAGUGGCAUUAGAUCUGUGGUUUCCAGAUGCUGUAAUCUCUUUUGUGUUUGGCUGAAGGCAACCCUUAAGUUGAAAUGAUUUCACAAUUCAUGUUCAACAACAAAGUGAAAGAUACGGGGGAAAUAGGGUGUACUCCCUCCAUACUGGUAAAGAAGGUCGUUUAGGACAUGAUCACGUUUACCAAGGAGUGCCAAAGAGUGAUUAAUUUAGGUGUAUUUUUCCAUGUCUAUCCCUAUUAAAUAGCGCUGCGGUUGCCUCUUGUACACACGAAUCAAUGCUUGUACAACUGGUUAGGCGGAGGCGAAUGAAGCCAAGUAGCCAGGGUUUGAACCUCAGCAGCAACCCUUUUUUUCAUUUUUGCUGUUUGCAUGGUACUGUGCCGAUUUUGCAUGGAGGGAGUAUCGCUUAGCGCUCGCGCCUUGGCCACAAAUUUUCACCGUUCGCGCUCCUUUGCGCUUUUCUUUUCGCGUUUCGUUGCUGCGCGCUAAUUUUUCUUGCCGCUUGGACUGCCCCUGGCUGCUUGCUUAUUUAAACGCUUGGACUGCCGGCUGCCGCAGUCACUUUGCUUGCUUGCUUCUGCACAUCACGCUUGCUUGUUUUUUUUCUCUAUUUCCAUGCUUUCAAGCUAGUGCGAUGGGUGAUUUUUUCUCUGGCUUUGAUCUCAACGUCCGGUUAGAAGAAGAUGAGGAUGAGAACCUUCCAUUCGAUGUCAACGACGGCAACGAGCCUGAAGACGAUGACGGCAACAAUUUUUUUGAUCUCGACGAUCCACCGUUGGGGCAUGACAACGGAUUUUUUGAUUUAAAUCUCCCAUUAGAUGAAUUUGGUGCCGUUGAUUUCAAUCAUGUUCAAAACCACGCUUAUGAACACACAGUUCACCGGAGGAAAGACAUGACUGAAGAUCAGAGAAAGCGAGUUUACCAAGCUUUGCUAGCUAGAAGCAACAAUGGUACACUGCACAAGAAAGACACUGCAUUUGUUGCUGCUCAAUUUGGCAUUCAUCAUCGGACAGCUCAGCGUGUUUGGAAACGAGGUAAAACACAGCUUAGAAACGAUGUACCAGUUGUUGUUUCUAGUCUAAAGAAGGGUACAGUUGGACGUAAACCCAUACCUUUUGAUUUGGAAGCAUUACGUGACAUUCCUCUUAAGGACAGAAUGACUAUAGAGGAGUCCGGCAAAGAAUCCGGCGACUCCAUGGAGUCCGGCACCAUGGACAGCAGGUCGUCGGAGUCCAUGGACAGCAUCGGCGACUCCAUGGAGUCCGGCACCAUGGCCAGCAGGUCGACGGAGUCCGCGGCGACCUCCUCGGACUCGUGCCCGACGUCGUGCGCGGCGACGGUCUCCACCGAGUCCGGCACAGCGAUCUCCUUGGACUCCAUGACUUGGGCGAGCGGCGAGCCUGCCGGCGGCGAGCGCGAGUGGCCGAGACGAGCAAGCGAGACGAGCGGCUCAGCGCAGAUGGCAUGCGGCGCUAGCUUUUAAUCUGGCGUGCGGCCGAGCGCAGGAGGCGAGGCGCAGCGUGGAGUCAAUGCACAGGAGCAUGCACGCUAGCUAAUUAAUCUUCCAAGUUCCUUGCAUGCUAAUUAUUGCACGACACAGGAGCCCAAGCAAGCAAGGGGUAGCAUGGUCUAAUUUUUUGUACGUACGCCAGAACGACUUCCUUUGCUCGGUUUCAAACGGACUCCAGAACGACUUUUUUUUUUGCAGUAUGGAGGGAGUAUUAAUAAAAAGCAUCUUAAGCUGCCAACUGUGGCGUUGCUGAUUUUUCUGGUUGCUAAUCCUGCAUCCAUGAAUCUGUUGUUUCCGUAACCCUCCAAUCUCAGGAUUUCGGGACUAGUGCGGCCGUUUUGGUGUGAUCUCAGUUUGGGUGCAAUCUCAGUAUUUGCUUUGAGUUGGUUUAUUUGUCCCAUCCAUGACUACGGGUGCCAUAAGCCCAUAACUUUGCCAAGUAUGGCAUGGCAUACAAAACUUUUGGCAAAUUUGAGCAGUUCCCAAUGGCCAUGAUUGAACAUUGUGAUAG
Messenger RNA from Sorghum bicolor (sorghum), 2646 nucleotides. RefSeq lists its product as uncharacterized. NCBI's taxonomy places the organism in Eukaryota, Viridiplantae, Streptophyta, Magnoliopsida, Poales, Poaceae. The coding region runs from base 1260 to 2108 and encodes 282 amino acids. The record is from RefSeq and is a predicted model, not a curated record. The transcript has 4 exons.